ACAUAAUAUAAAGUCAUGAUAACAUGCAUUGUGAUGAACACCGAUAGGUACAACACCAACCUCGGUAGUGUCGCGGUUAAGCCACCGGACAUAAGACUAGUAGGUACAGGGUUCAUAGCCCGGUACCGGCUCCCACCCAGAGCGAGUUUUAACGACUCAGUGGACAUGCUAGAUCUGAAAUGUAGGCCCAAGCAGAUGCACGUAUCGAAGUAUUCGUCUCCGUGUAAUUACUCCAGCGAGUUUCGCUGCCGAAUCUACGAGAUCAACCCGUACGACUUGUCGUGCGUCUACAAGAUUAUGUUUGAGAAAUCCGCCACCAAUACUCUGCUGGAUUUCUCCACCAAGUACACUCCUCCAAAAGAAAAAGAGAAGGCUGAUGUAGCGAGGCCAUUAUCACCUGGAACCGAGACUCCGAAACUAGCGGCUCCUUUACUGGACAUAAUUUCUCAGACUGUUCCAGAGGAGAAGUGUAUCGAUGGAUGGAGUAUGAGUUCGUUUUCAAAUACUGCCACACAUGUGCUUGACUCGAGCAAAUCGUACACUGCGUAUAAGAAAGACAUAGAACGCAGGAGCCUGUCACUGCCAUCCAGACUUAUCUCUUCCAAAGAUGACUCCAACCGGAACGCCAAGGCCGCAAAUUCCAAACCUACAGAUAGGCCAGUUUCAAGUUCGGUGUCUUUAGGUUCUUCCUACCACCAAUUCCCAAACAGAAUUGUAUAUGUGUUCAAACAUUAUGAUGAUAUACACAACUACAUCAACCAAUACAGACUGGACUAUACGUACAGACGAAUGAAUCAGCUCAAGCACAGUUUGGUGGAAUACCCCAACCACUAUUCCUCGGCAUCAGCACCGCAGUACGGCUCUCUCAGACUACACGACAGCAAAGAGGCAUUCAGCCCUGCACGAGUAGCAAGUGCAGUGAUUACCCCGAGUCUGAGUGGGUCGCCGCGUGCACAGCAGCGUUCACCGCAGUCACCUGGCAGAAGUCCGCCAUGCCGACCGAUGACAUCCACAGCCACCCAGCAAAUCAGGUCUGCUCUACACAACUAUAGAGUCCCAGCAAGUAGCUCAAGCCAGUUUUCCGAGACGUCAACGACGGGCCCAACAACAACUUCACCAGCAUCAAGAACUGGAGCCAGUGUAAGCAAAUAUUCCAGGACGUCGCCUAAGAAACUUUGUGCCAUAAUAUGGCUGAGAAACACUGCUAUCACCAAUGUGAAGUUCUACAAAUCACCCACGGAAACCUCGCAGUCUGUCACCAGAUAAACAAAGCCUGCGUAUCGGUUUUUUUUUCUUCAAAUUACAUUCUUGUUAUUUGACGUUUGACUUUAACCUGUGACGUUUGACAUCAAUUUUUUUUAAAUUUUUUUAUCUUAUUUUAUUAACCUAGGUUGCGUUCAAUUCGCAAUUUUUGUCGCAGGCUCGAGCUAACAGUUUGACAGGCUCUCAUCCUGUCACAGUCAGUUAACCAGUCAAGGCUGCAUUGUACCAAAAGAGAAAGUCAAAUAUUUACGGAGGUUUGGAGGGGGAUGAAAAUUAAUAUAUAAUAAAAUUAUAACUGUCGCAAAAUUUAGCGGCGGGUGGGGGGGGAAUUGAAAUUGAUUAUGUUUAGAAGAGUGCAAAUUUAGUUGUUAUAUGUGUUGUUCAAUAUUUUAUAUUUAUAUUUGUACAAUUCAGAAUAAACGUAGCUCGAGUGGCCUCCAGCCCUUCCCUGUUUAUAUGUUGUCGCGUCCCUGACAACACGUCCCUGACAACCUAUAAACAGGCUAGGGCUAGAGGACACUCGAGCUACAAUAAACGG
Messenger RNA from Gigantopelta aegis, 1801 nucleotides. RefSeq names its product putative protein TPRXL. Lineage: Eukaryota; Metazoa; Mollusca; Gastropoda; Neomphalida; Peltospiridae. The record is from RefSeq and is a predicted model, not a curated record. The transcript has 6 exons. The coding region runs from base 16 to 1266 and encodes 416 amino acids.